UAUGACACUACCCCACGAACUCAGCGAUUUCCGUUUCAAAAUUUACGCACCAAUGGCGUUUAGAUAUUUCAGAAAAUUGUUUAAAAUUGACCCAAAAGACUUUCUCGUUUCUCUAACAUCUCAACAACUAAAGGAAUUGUCGAAUCCUGGUGCUAGUGGCUCUAUAUUCUACAUUACUCACGACGACGAAUUUAUCAUUAAAACAGUACAACAUAAGGAGGCAGAUUUUUUACAAAAACUUUUACCUGGCUACUUUAUGAAUAUAAGUCAAAAUCCUAGGACUCUAUUGCCGAAAUUUUAUGGUCUAUACUGUUAUCAGUGUGGUGGUAAGAACAUACGAUUUUGCGUUAUGAACAAUUUGUUACCAUCGGGUAUAAAAUUGCACGAAAAGUACGAUUUAAAGGGUUCAACUUAUAGAAGGAAAGCAUCCAAGGAGGAGAGGGCAAAAAAGUGUCCUACCUUAAAAGAUUUAGAUUUCACUGAUAAUCAUCAAAAAGGUUUAAAAUUGGAGGCAGAAACUUACAAUGCUCUCCUGAAAACAAUAAGUAGAGAUGUGAGAGUUUUAGCAUCGUUUAAGAUAAUGGACUACUCUUUAUUGGUUGGUAUCCAUAACUUGGAUGAAGCCAGAGAGGAGAGAGAAGCUGAGAGAGCAAAAAUAGGUAAAGAGAUUGUAGAAGAUGCAACUUGCUUAUCAGAAAGUCAGCACACGUUACAUAAUCAAAGUUCUGUCGAUGGAACAGGCUUAAAUAGGGGAAGGCCUACAAAGAGAAUAGCGAAUUGGUCAACAGCUAUGGAACAAAUCGAAGCAACUGUUGAACCAGUUGAGUUAGAAAAUGAUAAUAUUCCACCUGGUGGCAUACCGGCGAGAAAUGACAAUGGCCAACGACUGCUACUCUAUAUUGGAAUUAUCGAUAUUCUUCAGCACUACCGGUUAAAAAAGAAGUUAGAACAUGGUAUUAAAAGUCUUCUGGCUGAUGGAGAUACUAUAUCAGUAGUUAAUCCUACAUUUUAUGCGGAACGAUUCGAGUCGUUCUUUAGGGAUAAGGUCUUCAAAAAGACAGCUUCAUCUAUGCGACAAUCUCCAUCGAAAAAGAAAACGGGUAAACUUAGAUCGAAUUCUACCGAUGCAGUGGAGGAGACUCAGCGUGCGGCCGGAAGUGGUUCAACCACAGCUCUUGUUCAUUCCGAAACUAUAACUAGUCAUCGUCCUGAUUUGGUAACAGAUUUACAUGACGUCCAACCAUCAACGCCUGUCAGGCGGGAGGAAAGAAUAAUUUCACAAUGGCAGAGAAGUGUAGCAACUCGUAUUGACUCAUCAGAAACUUAUACAACUUCAGUAAAAGGAGAAUCCAGUGUUUCCGUGGCAGUGAAAGAAAGCGAAACUACUUUGGACGAUGUGAAUGUCACCGUAGACACACCAAAUCACGAACAGGAAGAAGACGACAAAUCCGAAGUGGUGAGUGACAAAGAGCUUGCUGUGGUGACGCCUCCUUAA
Messenger RNA from Dimorphilus gyrociliatus, 1495 nucleotides. NCBI's taxonomy places the organism in Eukaryota, Metazoa, Annelida, Polychaeta, Dinophilidae. The record is from the annotation of a GenBank genome assembly.